AAUCCGACCCCUGACUCCCCAUCUCUUUCGUUGUCACGGAGAAUCAUUCCCUACAUCGGUAGCCCGCCCUAACUCCCUCCGAAAGCAGUCAGAGAGAGACGUGCGAGACCAUGGAUUCGAGUGCUGCUCCUCGCAGAAGCGGAGGCCUUCUCGAAGGCCUCUACAGGGUUAUCAUGCGCCGGAACUCCGUCUACGUCACCUUCGUCAUCGCUGGUGCUUUCGUCGGAGAACGCGUGGUUGAUUACGGAGUUCAUAAGCUUUGGGAAUACAAUAACGUUGGGAAGCGAUAUGAGGAUAUUGCAGUAUUGGGAACAAGGCAGUCUGAAGAAUGAAUUCCUUUCUGCACUGGUGGUAUAUCGUUUUAUCAGCCGAUCUGAUAGUUUUGGGAACAUCCUGUGUUUUAUCGUUGAAUAAGUGCUUUCGAUGGCAAUAACGGUGUCGUUUUGGUGCCAGCUCUCGAUUAUUCUUUCGUAGUUGGAAUGACUUUUUUCUCAUGGGUUUUGAUGUUGAAAACACAAAUAUCAUGUCUCUCACUUUCUCGCCUAAACGUUGAUUAAGAACUGAUAUUUCAUCAUGAA
Magnolia sinica is the source of this 578-nucleotide messenger RNA. Its product is annotated as cytochrome b-c1 complex subunit 9, mitochondrial. The transcript is spliced from 3 exons. Gene Ontology annotation, biological process: mitochondrial electron transport, ubiquinol to cytochrome c. NCBI's taxonomy places the organism in Eukaryota, Viridiplantae, Streptophyta, Magnoliopsida, Magnoliales, Magnoliaceae. The record is from RefSeq and is a predicted model, not a curated record. The coding region runs from base 111 to 332 and encodes 73 amino acids.